Molecule: messenger RNA, 1428 nt
Organism: Triticum dicoccoides
Lineage: Eukaryota; Viridiplantae; Streptophyta; Magnoliopsida; Poales; Poaceae
Product: protein ROOT HAIR DEFECTIVE 3-like
Exons: 8
Coding region: 1-1428 (475 amino acids)
Biological process (GO): endoplasmic reticulum membrane fusion
Cellular component (GO): endoplasmic reticulum
Molecular function (GO): GTPase activity
Source: RefSeq, a predicted model, not a curated record
AUGCGCUGCCGCCAGCCGGCCGUCCGCACGCUUCCCCGCCGACGGGCUCGCCGGACCCUCCCUGCGCGCCUUCCCUCCAACGGGCGCAGGCCCCUCCCGGCGCACCUCCCCGUCGACAGGGGCCGGAUCCUCCCCACGCGCCUCCCCUCCGACGAGCUCGCCAGCCCGUUCCCGCCUCCGGCGGCUGCCGCGCGCCGUCCCAGCCUCCCUCCGCUGCCACGCACGCCAUCCCCGCCGCGCGCCGCCAUCCCGAGCCCCUCCGCCGUGCGCCGCCACUCCAAGCCCCGCCGCCCUGCGCCUGUCACCCCCCGCCUUGCGCAGCAUCCUACCGACCGGACCAGCCGCCGGCCGAAUCCAGCCACGCUCCCGAGCUUCGUCUUCUUCCUCGCCGAAACACGCGACAGCCACCCUAGUUCAGGCGUACUUGUCGAUCCUGCGUACCAAUAUCUUAUGGGCCAUUUGGUGAAUGAAACAUUAAAAGCAUUCAAGGAGUCACUUCAUGAGGCCCAAAAAAACCAGGAAUUCCAUGUUGCCGCUUGUGAUUGUGCUCAAUCAUUCUUGCAUAAGUUCAGAAAAGGAUGCGAAGAUGCUACUAUUCAACAAGUGAAAUGGGAUCCUGCAAAUUUCAUGAAUAAGCUUAAGCAUGCCAUGGACGAUCAUGUGGUGUCAGUUCAUGCUCUGAAAACGAAACUGGCAGAUAUUUGUGGCAGAUAUGAGGGGAGACUUACAAGAGCUCUAGCAGAACCAGUCAAGGAGUUUCUACUUUCAGCUCCAUAUAACACCUGGGCAGUUAUUAAAAUGCUUCUUGCAAGCGAGACAAAAGUUGCGGUUGCGAAUCUUAAACUUGCUCUUUUAGAUUUGGAGGCCCAUGAAGAUACAGUGAAAGAACGGCUUUCAAAGCUGGAAAAUCAUGGAAGGAGCGUUGUUGAAUCAAAGUCAAAAGAAGAAGCUGCAACUAUCUCAGUCCGCAUGAUAGACAGGUUUAGGAAAUUAUUCAGUGCCUGUAUGUCAAGAGAAAAGAAAGGAAAAAUAAAUGUACAAGCAAUUGUUGAAUCUGCCCUCAAUGAAUGUAUGAUGAUGCUUUGGAUAGUAUCGGCAAUUCAGUUAGAUGGAGACGGUGAAACCUUUAAAAUCUUUCGCUCCCUACUAAACAAGUUACCAGAAGGCGAUGAAGGGCCUCGGACGAUAGAUGAUCCACUGGAGCUAAUUCUAAAGGCGGGAACUUUAAUCUCCCCUGAAGUGUGCAAGUUAAUCUGGUGCAAAUUCAUGGUUGAAGUUGAUCCUAUUGUCACCGCGGCCCUAGAUGCUGAGAAAGCACACAAGUGGAAGAAACGGAUGAGCAGGAUUCAUAUUGGAUUGAUAGUUCUUAAUGUGGCUGCCAGCACGGCGGUAUUCGUGACGACUGGGGUAGUAAUACCGAUUUUUUGA